AUUAAUUCUAAUAAUCUGAGAACAAAUUGAAUCUUAUCAAAAUCGACACCGGAUCGAACAGCGGAAGCUUCGCCGGUCGCCGGAAUUUAAGGUAAAGAGUUAAUUGAGUGAUAUAUCGGUUGAAAAGAAAUCGGAGAUGGGGUUUUUGGUGACUUCUCUAAUAUUCCUAGUGGUUGGGGUUAUUGCAUCACUCUGCGCCAGAAUCUGCUUCAACAGAGGCCCCUCUGCAAAUCUGUUACACCUGACAUUGAUUAUUACAGCGACGGUGUGCUGUUGGAUGAUGUGGGCAAUUGUGUACUUGGCACAGAUGAAUCCUCUCAUCGUUCCCAUUUUGAACGAUGCGGAAUGAUAUGAGAAGCAUAUUGCAAAGCUACGUUGUUUGAGUGUGGAUGGAGAAUCGAAAGAACAAUGAAUAACAUUUUCAUUUUUGGGGUAUAUUACGAUACCCAAAAUCGUUUGUGUAUGUAUUUUUUAUGAACGGAGAACCACUUUCAAAUUUAUAUUCAUUAUCGAAUUGAGUUCCAUUUUGUGUUGUAAAAUUAUUUUAUUGUUCUCCUCGUCACUUUUGAAGGAUGACAUCUUAGUUUGUGUACGUUUUGGAAGUGAAUAAACAUCGUUUGUAUCUUUGCCUGGACAAAUACAUUACGGUACGAUA
Molecule: messenger RNA, 655 nt
Organism: Erythranthe guttata (spotted monkey flower)
Lineage: Eukaryota; Viridiplantae; Streptophyta; Magnoliopsida; Lamiales; Phrymaceae
Product: V-type proton ATPase subunit e1
Biological process (GO): proton transmembrane transport
Cellular component (GO): proton-transporting V-type ATPase, V0 domain
Molecular function (GO): proton-transporting ATPase activity, rotational mechanism
Source: RefSeq, a predicted model, not a curated record